AUGCCUGGCUCCUUUCCUUUAAUCUUGAGAUCUCCUAAGACAUUGUGUCCCAGGAAGAUUCAAAGCCACAAGACAGACAUUCUUCAAGAAGGCAGGUGGUUCCGAAAGUGCGAAGGCGCAAUACCCAGAUCUUCCCAGAAGAGAACAGUCCGCCAAGUGACAGAAAAUGCGUCAGAUGCAGAUCUGUGGCUCCUGAACAGUUGCACUGUGAAGAACCCAGCCGAAGACCACUUUAGAAACUCCAUUAAAAAAGCUCAAGAGGAGAACAAGAAAGUCGUGCUAGCCGGGUGCGUGCCCCAGGCGCAGCCUCGCCAGGACUACCUCAAGGGGCUGAGCAUCAUCGGGGUUCAACAGAUAGAUCGUGUGGUGGAAGUUGUGGAGGAAACAAUUAAAGGCCACUCUGUGCGACUUCUGGGCCAGAAGAAGGAUAAUGGAAAACGGCUGGGGGGAGCUCGGUUGGAUUUGCCCAAGAUCAGGAAGAACCCACUGAUAGAAAUAAUUUCCAUCAAUACCGGGUGUCUCAAUGCAUGUACCUACUGCAAAACUAAACACGCCAGAGGAAAUUUGGCCAGUUAUCCCAUUGAUGAACUAGUAGAUAGAGCCAAACAGUCUUUUCAAGAGGGUGUCUGUGAGAUCUGGUUGACCAGUGAAGACACGGGGGCCUACGGCAGGGAUAUUGGCACCGACCUCCCCUCGCUCCUGUGGCGCCUGGUUGAAGUCAUUCCCGAGGGAGCGAUGCUGAGGCUCGGCAUGACGAACCCCCCCUAUAUCCUAGAGCAUCUGGAGGAAAUGGCGAAGAUCCUUAACCAUCCCCGAGUCUACUCCUUCCUGCACAUACCCGUCCAGUCCGCCUCCGACAGCGUGCUCAUGGCCAUGAAAAGAGAAUACUGCGUGGCUGACUUCCGGAGAGUCGUGGAUUUCCUGAAGGAGAAAGUUCCUGGAAUAACUAUUGCUACAGAUAUCAUCUGUGGUUUUCCUGGAGAAACAGAUGAGGAUUUUCAAGAAACAGUGAAGCUGGUUGAAGAGUACAAAUUUCCAAGCCUCUUUAUUAACCAGUUUUACCCAAGACCCGGAACUCCUGCUGCAAAACUGGAGCAGGUGCCAGCACAAGUGAAGAAACACAGGACCAAAGACCUUUCUCGUGUGUUUCACUCCUACAGUCCGUAUGAUCACAAGAUUGGUGAACGACAGCAAGUGUUAGUAACAGAAGAAUCUUUUGAUUCCAAGUUCUAUGUUGCACACAAUCGCUUCUAUGAGCAGGUUUUAGUGCCAAAGAACCCUCCAUUCAUGGGGAAGAUGGUUGAAGUGGACAUUUAUGAAUCAGGAAAGCAUUUUAUGAAAGGACGGCCAGUAUCGGAUGCCAAAGUGUUCACGCCAUCCAUCAGCAAACCGCUAGCAAAAGGAGAGGUCUCAGGCUUAGCACAGGAAUUCAGAAGGCGGCUUGGGGCUGCGAGCUCGGUGCCCCCCACCUCUGCAGCGAGUCCCAGAGCCGCUCUGCAGGGGCUCCAUCAGGACCCUGCGCUGCGGGUGGCCGUGGGCCUGGCGCUGCUGGCGCUGCUUCUGGCGUUCUUGGUCAAGGUCUACACUUAGGACACAGCUAACUGGAGCGUCUGUGAAGAAGAGAUUGAGAUGCUCAGCGGACAGGAGAGCCACCCGCCGGGGCUCCAGGGCAGCCGGUGGUCAGGGCCGGACUGCCGCCUCUGACGAGGCUCACCCUGUCUCGCGCCGCGUUGGGCCCUUUGGCUGUUCGACCCAAAACCGAAUUGCAGCUGGUGUAGCACAUCUUUCAAAUUAAAAAAAAAAAAAAAAAGCAAAAG
Molecule: messenger RNA, 1817 nt
Organism: Ictidomys tridecemlineatus (thirteen-lined ground squirrel)
Lineage: Eukaryota; Metazoa; Chordata; Mammalia; Rodentia; Sciuridae
Source: RefSeq, a predicted model, not a curated record